Sinocyclocheilus rhinocerous is the source of this 1948-nucleotide messenger RNA. RefSeq names its product tyrosinase-related protein 1a (gene tyrp1a). Lineage: Eukaryota; Metazoa; Chordata; Actinopteri; Cypriniformes; Cyprinidae. The transcript is spliced from 7 exons. Gene Ontology annotation, cellular component: melanosome. Gene Ontology annotation, molecular function: oxidoreductase activity. Gene Ontology annotation, biological process: melanocyte differentiation; melanosome organization. The record is from RefSeq and is a predicted model, not a curated record. The coding region runs from base 122 to 1711 and encodes 529 amino acids.
CCACUCAGAACGCUGUUGAUUAAGUUUGAUUUAUGAAAACUGUUUUCGAGGCGAUCUGGAGAUUUCUUGGAGACUAUUUGGAUAUUAUUGAUUGCUUUGAGAUUUCCCGCCGGUUUUGGUCAUGAUGCGGAGAUCAUGCGGAGGAAUGCUGCUGCUCGUGCACGCGCUGGGGCUCGUUCGUGCUCAGUUCCCGCGCGCGUGCGUGACGCCGGAGGGCCUCGGGAGCGCGCAGUGCUGCCCAUCCCCGUCCGCUCUGGAGAGUGACCCGUGCGGCGCGCGCUCCGGGCGCGGGCGGUGCGUGGACGUGCGCGCGGAUGCGCGUGCACACGGCCCGCAGUACCCGUAUGAUGGGCGCGACGAUCGCGAGCGCUGGCCGCGGCGCUUCUUCACGCGCACGUGCCGCUGCAGCGGGAACUUCGGCGGCUUCGACUGCGGCGGCUGCGCGCACGGAUUCACCGGAGACGCGUGCGAGCGGCGCGUGCCCGUGGUCAGGAGGAAUGUGAUGCAGCUGCGCGCGGAGGAGAAGCGCGCCUUCGUGAACGCGCUCGAUCAGGCCAAGCGCGCGCCGCACCCGGACAUCGUGAUCGCGCCCCGCUGGUACUCCGAGAUCUUGGGGCCGGACAACAGCACGACGCAGUUCCAGAACAUCAGCAUCUAUAACCUGUUCGUGUGGACGCAUUAUUACUCGGUCAGCAAGACGUUCCUCGGGGCCGGGCAGGACAGCUUCGGCGGAGUGGACUUCAGUCACGAGGGCCCCGGGUUCCUCACCUGGCACCGGUACCAUCUACUGCAGCUGGAGCGAGACAUGCAGGACAUGUUAGGAGAUCCGAGCUUCGCUCUGCCGUACUGGAACUUCGCCAUCGGCGGCAGCGAGUGUGACAUCUGCACAGACGAUCUGAUGGGCGCCCGCAGCUCCUUCGACAGCAGCUCCAUCAGCUCCAUCAGCCCCAACUCCGUCUUCUCACGCUGGAGGGUCAUCUGUGAGAGCGUGGAGGAGUACGACACGCUGGGGACCAUCUGCAACAGUUCGGAGAGCAGUCCCAUCCGCAGGAACCCCGCCGGUAACGUGGCCCGUCCCAUGGUGCAGCGGCUGCCCGAGCCGCAGGACGUGGCGGCGUGUUUGGAGCUGACCGCCUUCGACUCUCUGCCCUUCUACUCCACCUCCUCCGACAGCUUCAGGAACUCCAUCGAGGGUUACAGUGCUCCUCAGGGGAACUACGACCCCGCGGUACGCAGCCUGCACAACCUGGCGCACCUGUUCCUGAACGGGACGGGCGGACAGACGCACCUGUCGCCCAACGACCCCAUAUUCGUGCUGCUGCACACCUUCACCGACGCUGUGUUCGACGAGUGGCUGCGCAGACACGCUCCUGAUGCUUCCAUCUACCCGCUGGAAAACACGCCCAUCGGACACAACCGAGAGUUCAACAUGGUGCCCUUCUGGCCACCGGUGACCAACGCAGAGAUGUUCGUGACGGCGGCCGAAAACCUGGGAUACUCCUAUGAGGCCGAGUGGCCCGCUCGUCCACUCACACCGACGCAGAUCGUCACCGUUGCCGUGGUUGCUGCACUCAUCGUCGUGGCGAUUAUUUUCGCCGCCAGCACGUGUGCGGUUCGUUCGCGCGCGUACAGGACUGAGGGACGGCAGCCGUUGCUAGGAGACCAGUAUCAGCGCUAUGACGACCACGACAAAACACAGUCUGUCGUAUAAACACUUAUACAGCAUAUAAACGUGUAAUAUUAUCAUGCACCUUUCUGAGUGACUGGUACAAACAGGUGCUUUUUUGAAUAUCACAUACAGUAUAUUGUCCCCUAAUAACACUGAAAUAGAAAUAGAGUUUGACCAUCAGUAUUUCAUUACAGCUGUUUAAAAAGAUAUAUCUUUGGACUUUAUGUAAAAGUUUAAUUAUGAAUAAUAUAAAGUCUAAUGGUGAAAAUAUUGCAAUAA